UUGACCUUACGUAAGGCUGCUGAGAUUUUUGCAGUACCGUUCACGAGCUUACAGAGAAGAGUUACUUUAUCCAGGGGUAUUAUUAAGCGUCGAGGUGGACAGCUAGCUUUAGAUGAGAACGCAGAAAAGAAGUUAGCUGACCGGCUAUUGCACUUGGCAAGUCGUGGCUUCGGAAUUACACCCAAAGCGGUACGUAAGUACGCGUUUGAAUUUGCAGAACGUCAAAACAUAAAACACAAAUUUGACAGAAAUGCUGGAAUGGCAGGCCAGGACUGGUUUCAUCGCUUCAUGCAAAGAAAUAAAAAAUUAACUAUUCGGAAGCCGGAGGGUCUGUCAAGAGCAAGGUGUGAUGGUAUGAAGAAGGAAAAAGUAGCAGAAUUCUUUAAUACUUUGGAAACAGUAGUAGAUAACAACAAUUUAAGAGGAAAACCUGAAUGUGUAUACAAUGUUGAUGAAACGGGUAUGCCGCUUAGUAACCGCCCACCCAACAUUAUAGCCCAAAAAGGUGCUAAAGAUGUUGUCAGCAUGACUAGUGUUGAACGAGGUGAAAAUGUAACCGUUCUAGCCUGUAUGAAUGCAGCAGGACAGUACAUACCUCCAUUUGUUCUAUUCAAAGGUGUGCGUAAACGUGACGAUUUUCUCCUAGGUAUGCCACCUGGUACUGAAGUUGCCAUGACAGAAAACGGCUGGGUCACCGAAGAAGCUUUUAAGUUGUGGCUGCAACAUUUCAAUCGCUACCGGACCCCAGGAAAAGUAGUUCUAAUUUUGGAUGGGCAUGCGUCUCACACCAGCUACUCAGUGGUAGACUUGUGUGACUCUUUCGAAAUUGAACUUGUACUUCUUCCUCCACACACAUCACAUGCCCUGCAACCGCUCGAUGUAUCGUUUUUCAAACCGCUCAAAACCUAUUAUCACCAACAAGCUACAGCAUGGCAACAUUCACAUCCCAAUCAAGGAAUCACAAAAGUCGCUUUCGGAGCACUUUUCCAACGGGCUUGGAAUCAGGCUGCCACUGUUGGGAAUGCUACAAAAGGCUUCGAAAGACUGAAAUAUUUCCACUAA
Molecule: messenger RNA, 1062 nt
Organism: Parnassius apollo (apollo)
Lineage: Eukaryota; Metazoa; Arthropoda; Insecta; Lepidoptera; Papilionidae
Source: the annotation of a GenBank genome assembly